AUGGUUAAUGGAGUAUGCCCAGCUGAGUGGAGUCAACCUCGAAAACGGUUAUGUGUUGUUCUUAUUACAGAAAACAACGAUUCUCAUAAUUUCGCUCGCACUGCCUUCCGCAAUAUUGCUCUUCAAGCUGAAUAUAGCAUAGAGAGAGUCCGAUUUGCAUAUAUAUUCAAGGAAAAACAACAGGAGUUUAUUAAUGCGAUUUCCAAGGGAGCCGAAGCAGACCAGCUGUGCCCUAUAGUAAUUAUUUGGCGAUAUGAUCAAACUCACAUAAAAUACGAGUGGGUUAAGGGAUCGCAUCUUAACAUGGAUUUCAACCUAUAUGAUUCUAAUGAGCAAGUUAUAAACAUAACUAGACGUUACAUUGACAACACCAUCCAAAGACUUCUGAGGACAAGUGAAACAUUCAGCUACGAAACUUUUGUCAAAAAUCUCUUUGACGAACAUGCACAAAGCUUAAUCAACAGAUGGUUAUCCAAGGUCGAGUAUAUAAGUGAAUAUUUGAUUGACAACCUGGAGAAGGAACAUAUAUUAGCGUUGUUGUCUCUGCUGGGAACUAUUAUAUUUAUGUUUGUUGUGGGCUAUGUUAUGAUUUAUUUUGUUCGGGUCGAAGAAGAAAACUUAAAACAAAAGGGACACUUGAAUGGAAGCAACUCUACUUCUCUGAAGCAUAACCGCAGCCCUCCGGAGUUGAAAUUACAUGAACUUAGAGCUGAAAAAUAUAAUGGCAUGGUUCGGUUGUUGAAACCGGGAUGUAGAACUAUAAUUUUACUUACCGAUAUAAAAACGCGACCUAAGCUAAUUCCUUCUUUUCACAAAGCUGUCUGGCCUUACCGGAAAUCCAAAACACUAUUAUUCGGUCAUAUGCUUAUUGAAAAGGGGCUGUUAUGGUAUUCUGAAAUGCUAAGGUUGUCUUUGUGCGAAUCAAAGACAUUUAAGAUUAAUCCCCGGAACUGUGUUGGUACCGUAAUUGCUUUGAAUGGUCACAGAAAAUAUUUUUGCAUGUACCACGCUAAACACCCAGAGACGAACAGUGAUAGAAAGCGGUUAAUGAAAAUGAAGAAACAUCUUGAGCGAGAUACUACCGAUCCGGAAAUAGGGGCAUUUGUUGAAGUUCAUUCAGAUGAGUCGGACUGCGAGCAAAAAAUCUUAUUAGAGGAAAAUCUUUUGGAUGGUUUAAGUAAUUGGUUGGACAGGUUAUUUGAAGGAUCUACUCAUAGAUACAGUGUCAAUUACUGGCCAGAUUUUCCAACUAAAUAACUUUCUAAUGUUGUUUGAAAUUAAAAAUACUUGUUUUUUCAUGCCGUAAAAUAAAUUGUACAAGUUGCCAUAGGACUUGAAACUUUCUUAACGGUAUUAAUAACUUACAUAAGUUAUCUAUGUAUAUAUAAUAUAA
Molecule: messenger RNA, 1393 nt
Organism: Bactrocera tryoni
Lineage: Eukaryota; Metazoa; Arthropoda; Insecta; Diptera; Tephritidae
Gene: l(3)80Fg
Product: dnaJ homolog subfamily C member 16
Exons: 6
Coding region: 1-1257 (418 amino acids)
Source: RefSeq, a predicted model, not a curated record